Messenger RNA from Mauremys reevesii (Reeves's turtle), 1917 nucleotides. Its product is annotated as sialic acid-binding Ig-like lectin 5. The record is from RefSeq and is a predicted model, not a curated record. NCBI's taxonomy places the organism in Eukaryota, Metazoa, Chordata, Testudines, Geoemydidae. The transcript is spliced from 6 exons. The coding region runs from base 90 to 1076 and encodes 328 amino acids.
CCCUGAACGAUUCUCUCCCCUCUCCCCGUGUCUCAGGGCUGACAGAGGAGCCAGAGAUCCAGAUCUCGCCAGCUCGGGGGCUGCCAGGGAUGCUGCUGGCUGGGGAGCCGGUGACUGUGACCUGCACGGCCCCUGGGCGCUGCUCCGGGCCCCCUCCCCGUGUCACCUGGACGGGGCCCUACAACGACACAGCCCGGAACGUCUCAGCCCAGCUGGCGAACGGCACCUGGGCCCACAGCUCCACGCUGAGCUUCACGCCCGGCCCGGGGGACCACGGCAAAGAGCUCGUCUGCAGCGUCACCUACAGGCCACCACGGGGACCUUCCACCCGCAGAACCGUCCGGCUCCACGUCACCAACCCGCCCGGGCCCCCCAGAAUCACCGGGACCCUGACCAGGAACGGACGCCCCGUGCCGGAUGCGUGGGGAGCUGAGGGCGACGUUGUGUCUCUGGAGACCCAGGAGGGAGACUCCCUGAGCCUGAGCUGUGAGGCUGGGAGCAGAGCCGAGGCCACCCUGAGCUGGGCCAAGGGGAACGAGUCCCUGAGCUCUGGCCAGGGAGGGGCUGGGCACCUGGAGCUGCCAAAUCUCAGCAGAGGGGACGCUGGGGAGUAUCGGUGCUGGGCGAAGAAUUCCUACGGGUCGGCCAGCUGGGUCCUGCGUGUGCACGUGCAGCAAAGCCCCCGGCCGGGGACCGGGCUGAACUCGUCCUGCCAGCGCCAGGGGCCCAACAUCAGCUGCAGCUGCUCCCUGCGCUCUCAGCCCCCACCCCAGCUCCAGUGGCAGGUGGACGGGGAGCCCCUGGCUGGGAACAGCUCACGGGGGGGCCUGCAGGUCAGCUCCUGGGCCCAGGGGGACGAGGCCAUCAGCACCCUGAGCUGGAUGGGGAGUGGGAACGGAGGCCACCAGAUCUUUUGCCUUGGCUCCAACCCCCACGGGUUUCAUAUUUUACUGCUGAACCCACCGGAAACAGCUCCCACAGGUGGCCUCACUCGGGCAUUUAUCGAAAUCAGCUGCAAACUCGUCUUCGUGGCGACUGGAUUCUUCCUGGCCUAUUACCUCACCCUGCUCUAUUAAAGACGGACACCCUGCUGCACUCGUGGAAGCAGAAGGAAGGACAGGCCGGGGGUCAGGGAAUCCAUGGUGCCCGAGUCUGGCGUGUAGAUCGGGCCGUUCCUCAGCCACCGAAGAGCCGACAAGGAACUGGAAUCUCACAAGACUGAGGAAAUGGAGAAUGAGACCUCAGCUGGGGGCACUGCCACCCCCGGUGAGGCCGAUGGGCCCUGUUGCCUCCCACGGUGUUUAAUUUGUAUUGAAAGAGAUGCCAGAGCUCAGCUGUGGCUCAAAUUAAGCCCUGGCAGGGCGGCCUGAUACUGGCGGGUGCUGGCCGGGCACCCAGCUCUGAAGGCAGCGCCACCGCCAGCAGCAGCGCAGAAGUCAGGGGGGCCUGGCACAUGGGGUGUUGCCACCCUCCUGCGCUGCUGCUGGGGCUUGUGGUGCCUGGUGCUCGGCAUGUGGCUCAAGGCUUCGCGCUCUCACACGUGGGCUGCAUCUCGCCAGAGCCCACGGCCUCCUGCAGCCCCUGGCCACUCCUGGCUCACCCAGGCGGGCACCAGUUCAGAUUUGGGGUGGGGGGAGGAAACUUUAGCCAUGAUUCCAGGGACUACUCAGGCACCUGAAAACUCUCGGGGCUUUGCAGAUAAUAACAUAGGGAUUAGCUGACAGGAGCACUGUAUCUAGCUGUUAUAUAAAGAAAGAAAAAAUAUGUACAAAUGCCAAUUAAAGACACGUUUGAAGUUUAUAUGUAAAUUUAGAAGAAUCAGAAGCUAAUACAGCAAGAUAUUCCCAAUCCCAAGCCAUGAGGUAUCAGUUCUGAAGCUUUAAUGCAGCUAUCAGAAACAUACCUAUGAGACUUCAC